Messenger RNA from Rotaria socialis, 753 nucleotides. The record is from the annotation of a GenBank genome assembly. Lineage: Eukaryota; Metazoa; Rotifera; Eurotatoria; Philodinida; Philodinidae.
AUGAAAAUAAACAGGGAACAUUCAACGAUUCAAUUGGAUAAUUUACCUGAUGAAAUUCUUAUUAUGAUUUUAAAAAAGAUGUCCCAAACUGAUGUACUCUAUUCUUUGAUAGAUGUUAAUCAACGACUUAAUGCGAUUGCACAUGAUCCUAUUUUUACUAAUCAUUUAACCUUACGGGAAUUUAUCUCGAAUGAUUCCAUCAAUCCAUCAACUGACUCAAUGUUUGAUCGAUUUUGUUCGCACAUUUUACCCAAAAUUAACGAUAAAAUCAAAUGGCUUGAUCUUGACUCAUCAUGUAUGGAACGUAUCCUUCGAGCUACUAAUUAUCCUAGUCUAUAUGGACUUACUCUAUAUAAUAUGAACGUAGAAAUAUCUAUGCACUACGCAACUGAUGAAACUAUUUUAAGUAAUCUAUUUCAAAAUCAAAUUCUAUCACUUACUAUUCAUCUGAGAGAAGCGGAAGAAGAAUUUUAUGCAGCCUCGUUGAAUGCAGUUAUAUUUAUGGAUAUUAUUAAUACGUUCACCAACCUACAAAAUUUAAAUUUCUGUCCAUCUUCAAUUUCGAAUUCAGCGUUAUCAUUUAAUACUUAUAUUCUAAGAAUGACUUCUUCAACUCUCUUAGAACUACAUAUCCGUGUGACAGAUUUCAACGAUUGUCUUUAUUUACUUGAUGGACGUUUCAGUCAACUUCGUAGGUUGUAUGUUAAUAUUUCUUCGGUUUACACGUUAUCAUUCCGAACCAAAAUACGGUAG